Alternaria arborescens is the source of this 1434-nucleotide messenger RNA. RefSeq lists its product as hypothetical. Gene Ontology annotation, biological process: DNA-templated transcription; positive regulation of transcription by RNA polymerase II. NCBI's taxonomy places the organism in Eukaryota, Fungi, Ascomycota, Dothideomycetes, Pleosporales, Pleosporaceae. Bases 1 to 1434 code for a protein of 477 amino acids. Gene Ontology annotation, molecular function: sequence-specific DNA binding; zinc ion binding; DNA-binding transcription factor activity, RNA polymerase II-specific. The record is from RefSeq and is a predicted model, not a curated record. The transcript is spliced from 2 exons.
AUGGACUAUAUCUUAGACCAGCACAACCUUGCGACGGUACAAUUCCUUAUCUUGCUUGGAGUACACGGCCAGAGGUCACCUUAUGGUGCAGGCGCCUGGUCUCAGAUCCGAUUUGCAACAUCCGUGUGCAUCGAGAUGGGUUUGCACAGGAAGAAGACGGUGAUGGACUCCCCUGCGCACGCAAGGGAUGCAGAAAUUCGGCGGCGUAAUUUCUGGGCGUGCUACUGCCUUGAUAGGGUGACUAGUAUUGUGCUUGGCAGGGCUUUUGCUAUCGCUGAUCGAGACAUUAAUGUCGAGCUUCCUAGUACCAGUCCCGAGUUCUAUACUUUGACACAUUCAGAAGUUCCAGACUCGGAUAAAGCUCAGUGGUCAAAUAUCGAGCCUUUCAUACACAUCAUCAAACUCGACCAGAUCCAGUCACGCAUUCAUAAGGCAGUAUUCCGCGUUGAUAGAGAUGUCUUCAAUGGGACACCGGAACAGCGGGCUAAACUUGACCGAAAGAUGGCUGCCAUUCGGAGCGAUCUGGACGAAUGGCUGCGAACCUAUCCGCAGACACCGAAGAAGGAAAACAAGAUCACCUGGAUGUACGAUCCGGAAAGCGCAUAUCUUGACGCACGAGACUUUUAUGGUGUUCAGUAUCACAAAGCAAUGCUGUUCCUUUUCACCGUCUUUCUUCCUACACUCGACACAUCAGACAUGCGCUUCAUCACAUGUGCGCGCUCAGCGGCUUGUGUUUGUAACGCAUACAAGCGAUUGAGUCAGAACCGAACACUGACCUACACUAUGAUCUCCCUCCAUUCGUGUUUCGUAGCUGGCUUGACACUGGUGUACUGCAUUUGGCGGGAUCGAUCUCUCUUUUCCUACGAUGUUCUAGAGGCAACACGGGCCUGCUCACAGAUCUUGACCAUCUUCGGCGAGAAAUGGCCCGGUGCCGUCAAAUAUCGCGACAUCUUCGAUGCAUUAUCCGGAAGCUUGUUCAAAACAAUUGUCAACUCAACGCCUACUACGACGAUGCACGGUAACGGUUCGAGACCGCUGCAGCUUGAUAUGGAUGCAGAGCCUGGUAUAACGCCGCGGAGUCGACGAGAGAGUCGCGAACAAGCGUCACACCUUCCAACGUAUAGCAACAAGCCUACCAUGUCGCAUAUGGUCACGGACGCUGUGAAAGAGGCUUUUAUGGAGGUUGAUGAAGAGGCACCCGGCGGAUGGCAAGGGUGGCGUAUGUUCAACGAAAUGGUAAGCGAUGAUACGACCUCUGCAGCAAGUGCAGCGAUGCGAUUCGAUGGUGUGAGUCAAAAUCAGACUGAGAUGAGCUGGGAUGCUUACGAUGGUUCUGGAUUUUAUGGCGUAGAUCCGAUCCAAGACGCAGCAAUGCAGAUGGACACCCGCGGUAUGGUGGAUGGUAGUCAAUGGAACUUCGGAGAGUAUAGAUAG